Colletotrichum lupini is the source of this 1104-nucleotide messenger RNA. RefSeq lists its product as uncharacterized. NCBI's taxonomy places the organism in Eukaryota, Fungi, Ascomycota, Sordariomycetes, Glomerellales, Glomerellaceae. The transcript has 11 exons. The record is from RefSeq and is a predicted model, not a curated record. The coding region runs from base 1 to 1104 and encodes 367 amino acids.
AUGACAGUCUGCCACUGGAUCGGUCCCUACAGACUUGAUCCUACCCCGAACUGGCCUCCUUUCCUGAAGAUUGGUUUCCUCUCACAAAGCUCCGGCGCAUCUAAUACUUGGCAUGGCACUAUCCGUAGCAUCGUACCCCAACAUCACAAAGUCUCCUGUGCCGCAGUGGCACUGUGUCCAAUCCGAUUAUUCCAGACAUCCUCUUCACUGCUGCAAGUAUUGAUCGACCUUCUUCCCUCGACUUCAACGGUCCAACACGGCUCCUCAUCCUCUGCUGAUCUCCGAUUCCGAGCCUGGCGCUACACUAACAUAACAGCAGGGUUGUUGAGCCACAUGCUGCGAGCUACCAACAGCCGACCAGCUCCUUCGUUCCUCUGCCUCUCUUCGGAGUACUGUGCUGUGAACUACAGAUACCUCGAGCUUCUGGCGUCCCGCUGGUUCACGUCAAACCAGGACCUGCCUCGUCUUGCUGGAACGACACACGACGCACACAUGACAUACGACGUGAAUGUGACAGCCACAGCUCGAGUCACGGGCAAGGGGAAACGACUUGGUUUCAAUCCGUCAUUUUUGACUGCCCAAAGGUCGGCAACUAGGUUCGGGGAGAAGCCCACUUCAAACCCUCGCGUCAGCUUCGAGUCAUUAUUGCUAUCAACGCUUAAACCCAAUCUUGGAGUCUUGUCGCCAGCUCAUAGCUCGCUCGCACUGGUGUCCCAAGCCUCGGCCGUGCUUCAGCUGGACCUGCAGCUAACGGCGCAUAGGGACAUCCCGUCAGAUGCCGUUCAGCUCCUCUGCGCCUACGCCGUCUCAACUCUUGCCGCUUACUCUACUGCGAAGACGACCAACAACAACACAUUGUCGUCCUACCUUGGUGCUGAGCCGCACCCCCAGAGUAAAAGAAGGCGGAGGAAAAUCAACCCUCAAUCAAACGACCAACAUAUCAAGUAUCCGUACCGGCUACUCGCAAUUGCACUCAAGGCUUGCAAUCAUUGCCUGGAUAGUUCCAUAUACCCGAGCACAAUGGUGGUCGUUGUUAUGCUUCGCCUAGCACAACACCGUCACCUCCUGUGCUUCGGUUCUUAUUCAAUGGGCCUGAGCGUGUAA